UAUUUUCAAACACCAUUCUUGUGUCUCCAGCUGUCUGGGUCGUCCUCCUGUAAUUCCAUCCACUCCAUGGACACCAGUUCCUCUACAGCCAGCGUCUCCAUGACCCCUGCUUCUCCUUCCAUCCCUGGUCCCACCUGUGGCCACAGACGCUCUGUCUCCCUCACCCCCGUGUCCCCCACCUCUUCAAGCCAAUCCCCGGCGUACAACACCCAGGCUGAGGACGCCUGCAUCAUCAGAGUGAGCCUGGAGCACGGCAACGGGAAUCUCUACAAGAGCAUCCUGUUGACGAAUCAGGAUAAGACACGGGCUGUUGUUUCUAGAGCUAUGGCAAAACACAACCUGGAGGUGGAGCCAGAGGAGGGAUAUGAGCUGGUACAGGUCAUCUCUGAGGACAAAGGUACUACAUUAUCACUUUUCUCUAAAAAUGCAGAGUGGUUCUGCAAAUAACUUUUACAUAUUUACAUAUGUACACAUAUAUAUGUG
Messenger RNA from Cynoglossus semilaevis (tongue sole), 483 nucleotides. Its product is annotated as ral guanine nucleotide dissociation stimulator-like 1. The record is from RefSeq and is a predicted model, not a curated record. Gene Ontology annotation, biological process: signal transduction. Lineage: Eukaryota; Metazoa; Chordata; Actinopteri; Pleuronectiformes; Cynoglossidae. The transcript has 2 exons. The coding region runs from base 67 to 447 and encodes 126 amino acids.